AGUGAACGUGAUCUCCUACGACGAGAAACAUCCAUGGAGGAUGAUACACCAAAUUAUUUCCGCCAUAGCCAAAAAGCUCAAGCUGGUAUCUCCAAUGCCUUCUAGGCUCUAGAAGAUCGAGAGCUACUGUAAAUUACCCGUUCUGCCCUCCCAACAAAUAUGGCAAUUUCCCAUUUAGUACCUCAUUUGCCCCUUCUACGCUUUUCUCUCACUGCCACAAAGCUCACUCCUCAACUCCAUUCUCACAGACACCGCUUCUUCUCCAUCCGUGCUUCCAUGGCGUCUCCUCCUGCUCGCAAGGUUUUGGUUCCGGUUGCGAACGGCACCGAGCCGCUUGAGGCUGUCAUCACCAUUGACGUGCUUCGACGUGCUGGAGCUGAUGUUACCGUUGCUUCCGUGGAGAAUCAUAUUCGUGUUGAUGCUGCUCAUCAGAUCAAGAUUGUUGCGGAUUCCCUCAUUUCAGAUUGUGCAGAUACUGUUUUCGAUCUCAUCGCACUUCCUGGAGGUAUGCCGGGUGCUACCAGUCUAAGAGAUUGUGCAGUUUUGGAGAACAUAGUGAAGAAGCAAGCUGCUGAUGGUCGACUUUAUGCUGCCAUUUGUGCUUCACCUGCAGUGGUGCUUGGAUCAUGGGGUUUGCUGAAGGGGUUGAAAGCAACAUGCUACCCAUCGUUUAUGGAGCAACUGGGAUCUACUGCAACUGCUGUUGAAUCCCGGGUACAGAUUGAUGGCCAAGUUGUGACAAGUCGUGGGCCUGGUACUACCUUGGAGUUUGCUGUUGCACUUGUUGAGCAAUUGUAUGGGAAAGAAAAAGCCGAUGAAGUUUCUGGACCUCUGUUGUUGCGUUCCAACCAUGGUCAUGAAUAUACCAUAGCUGAGCAAAAUCAAGUGAAGUGGACAUUUGAUGAUGGCCCAAGGAUUCUUGUACCUAUUGCUAAUGGUACUGAGGAAAUGGAGGCUGUUAUGAUCAUUGACAUUCUUCGGAGAGCUAAAGGGAAAGUGAUGGUGGCUUCUGUUGAGGACACGCUAGAGAUUCUUGCAUCACGAAAAGUUAAACUGGAGGCAGAUUUACUUCUUGACGGAGCUGCUGAACAGUCAUACGAUCUAAUUGUUUUGCCUGGAGGGCUUGGUGGCGCAGAAGCGUUAGCAAAAUCUGAAAAACUGAUUAAUUUGCUAAAAAAGCAGAGAGAAUCAAACAGACCCUAUGGAGCAAUAUGUGCAUCCCCUGCUUUGGUCUUAGAACCUCACGGCUUGCUGAAGGAUAAGAAAGCUACUGCUUUUCCUGCAUUAUGUGACAAAUUGUCCGACAAAAGCGAGAUUGAUAACAGAGUGGUGGUUGACGGAAACCUGAUUACAAGCCGGGGACCAGGAACAACGAUGGAGUUUUCUCUGGCAAUCGUAGAGAAGCUUUUUGGAAGAGACACGGCAGUUCAGCUGGGAAAAACAAUGGUCUUCAUUCAGGAUUAGAGGUCAAUCCAGCGUUUUUCUCACUGUGAGUGUUCCAUUUUCUUAACUACCAUGGAUGAGUCGAAUAACUUUGUAAUAACUUGAGAGUUGGAUUCUCAUUUGAAUCUGUGAAUCCACUUCUAAAUUUUGUAUAUAUGUUUGUGGAAUAAUAUAGUGAGUUCUAUCUAACCUGACAAGUGAAAUACAGGGUCACAACUUGAGGUUUUCUUUCUUAA
Cucumis melo (muskmelon) is the source of this 1679-nucleotide messenger RNA. RefSeq names its product protein DJ-1 homolog A-like. The transcript has 8 exons. Lineage: Eukaryota; Viridiplantae; Streptophyta; Magnoliopsida; Cucurbitales; Cucurbitaceae. Gene Ontology annotation, cellular component: nucleus; cytosol. The coding region runs from base 160 to 1464 and encodes 434 amino acids. The record is from RefSeq and is a predicted model, not a curated record. Gene Ontology annotation, molecular function: protein deglycase activity. Gene Ontology annotation, biological process: protein deglycation, glyoxal removal; guanine deglycation, glyoxal removal.